This is a messenger RNA of Aspergillus tubingensis, 1218 nucleotides long. Its product is annotated as NAD(P)/FAD-dependent oxidoreductase. The record is from RefSeq and is a predicted model, not a curated record. Gene Ontology annotation, cellular component: mitochondrion. NCBI's taxonomy places the organism in Eukaryota, Fungi, Ascomycota, Eurotiomycetes, Eurotiales, Aspergillaceae. The transcript has 3 exons. Gene Ontology annotation, molecular function: (S)-2-hydroxyglutarate dehydrogenase activity; (S)-2-hydroxy-acid oxidase activity. The coding region runs from base 1 to 1218 and encodes 405 amino acids.
AUGGCCACUCGUAUUCUCCGUUCCAUUCCCAAUGGCCGCCUUCUAUCGCGGCGCGCCUUCUCCAGUACUGCCGCCUCCAGGGCCGACGUCACACAUGCGGUUAUAGGCGCAGGGGUCGUCGGACUGGCAGUUGCGCGCCAACUAGCCAUGAAAGAGGGCACAUCGACGAUUCUACUAGAGAGACAUGACGCGCCGGGGACGGAGACGAGUAGUCGCAAUUCAGAGGUCAUCCAUGCAGGCCUCUACUACGGCGCCGACACCCUGAAAACCUCCCUCUGCAUCAAGGGCAAAGAGCUCCUGUACGCACUCUGCGCCCAACACAACAUCCCACACCGCAACACCAAAAAAUGGAUCGUCGCCCAAACCCCAGAACAAUGGGAAGCCUGUCUGCGCGUGCACGAACACGCCAAACGCAUCGGCGUCCCCACACGCAUCCUGGGCCAGGAAGAAGCACAGCGGCGCGAACCCGAAGUGCGCGCCCUGGCUGGCAUCGUGGAGAGCCCGACAACCGGCAUCAUCGACAGCCAUUCCUUAAUGACCUAUCUACAAGGAGAUUUCGAAGAUCGCGGCGGAGACUGUGCGUUCAUGACACAGGUGACGGGCAUUGAACCCCUCCCUGCUAGUGAGGGCGGCGGAUACCGGAUCAGCGCUGUGUCAGCGGACGGGAGCGAGACGACCAUCACAGCGGAGACGGUGAUCAACAGUGCAGGCAAUGGGGCCUGUGCGAUCAAUAACAUGGUGAUGCCGGCUGAGCGGCAUCGAAAAGCUUAUUUCGCCAAGGGGACGUACUUCUCUUACUCGGCUUCCACGCCGAAGACCUCGGUGCUGGUGUAUCCGACUACGUUGCCGGGGACGGGCGGGCUAGGGACCCAUUUGACCCUUGAUAUGGGCGGUAGGAUCCGGUUUGGGCCGGAUGUCGAGUGGGUGGAGGAUCCAAGUGAUUUGAGGCCCAGUCCGGCAAGGUUGCAGCAGGCGUUGCCGGAGAUUAGGGCGUAUUUGCCUAAUGUGGAUGUUGAGGCGAUCGCUUUGGAUUAUUGUGGGAUUCGGCCUAAGUUGGGGAAGGGAGGGGCGGUGAAUACGGGGAAAGGGUUUCAGGAUUUUGUGAUUCAGGAGGAGGAAGGGUUUCCUGGGUUUGUGAAUUUGUUGGGCAUUGAGAGUCCUGGGUUGACGAGUUGUUUGGCCAUUGGGGAGAGGGUGAGGGAUAUUUUGUAUGCUUAG